Molecule: messenger RNA, 7725 nt
Organism: Fusarium venenatum
Lineage: Eukaryota; Fungi; Ascomycota; Sordariomycetes; Hypocreales; Nectriaceae
Source: RefSeq, a predicted model, not a curated record
AUGGAUACCACCGUACCAACAAGCGCAGCAGAGCCCGUCGCCAUCUGUGGUAUGGCUCUGCGGCUGCCCGGCGGGAUUGACACGCCCUCAAAAUUCUGGGACUUCAUCGUCUCCAAGCAAGACGCCCAAGGUCCCAUCCCCGAGUCCCGAUUUAAUGCGUCCACAUACUAUUCCAAGGCCGGCAAGCCAGGCUUCGUCAGGACGGAUCGUGGCUACUUCCUCGACGAGUCAGUAGACCUGGGGGCCUUGGAUACCACACUCUUCACUAUGCCCAAGAACGAAGUCGAGCGCGCAGAUCCCCAACAACGACUUCUCCUCGAAUUGACGCGCGAAUGUCUCGAGAGUGCAGGCGAAGUCAAUUACCGAGGAAAGCCCAUUGGAACAUACGUAGGCUCUUUUGGCGAAGAUUGGCUCAACCUGAUGGGCAAGGACACACAAGUUCCUGGGCUUUACAAGGUGUCCGGAGCGGGGGAUUUUCUGCUCUCCAACCGUAUCUCGUACGAGUAUGAUCUCCGCGGUCCGAGUAUGACCAUUCGGACUGGAUGCUCGGCCGCCCUGAUCGGACUGCACCAGGCUUGUCUAGCCAUCCGGUCUGGUGAUUGUGACUCUGCCAUUGUCGGCGGGUCUAAUCUGCUUAUAGCACCAGGCCUGACUGCCGACCUUUCAGAACAGAGAGUGCUCUCACCAAACGGUUCAUGCAGAUCGUUCGACGCCGAUGCGGACGGUUAUGCCCGUGGCGAUGCCGUCAAUGUCGUGUACCUCAAGCGCCUGAGCACCGCCAUCCGCGACGGUAACCCCAUCAGGGCCGUCAUCCGGGGAACAUUCAGCAACGCGGACGGCAAGAAAGCCGGACUCACGUUACCCAGCUACGAGGGCCACGAAGCGCUCAUCCGACGAACAUAUGAGAUUGCGGGCAUCAGCGAUGUAAAUGCCACAGCCUUUGUCGAAUGCCACGGGACAGGAACGCCGAUAGGCGACCCGAUCGAAACGAGAGCCGUCGCGAGUGUGUUUGGCGGCGAGAAGGGUGUCUACAUCGGAUCCGUCAAACCAAACGUUGGCCACUCGGAGGGUGCGUCCGGCUUGACAGCGCUGAUCAAGAUGGUUCUGGCGCUGGAACAUCGCGUUAUCCCCCCGAACAUCAAGUUCGACAAGCCGAAUCCCAAGAUCCCCUUCGCAGAAAAGAACUUGGUCGUGCCUGUUGAGCCCAUGCCAUGGCCGAGCGACCGAAUGGAGCGCAUAUCCGUCAACUCAUUCGGUAUCGGUGGCGCCAACGCACACGUCGUAGUUGAUUCCUUUCGAUCCUUCACCGGCACCGUCAGCCAGAACGGCGAGCCGGCACGCAGGAUUGCUGGUGAUCCCCAACUUGUGGUGUUUUCCGCCAACACUGCGGAUUCGCUAAAAAGACAGGUGGUCAACAACACCAAAUACAUUGAACAAAACAGCAACCGCGUGCCGGAAGUUGCAUACACAUUGGGGGCGCGACGAGAUCACCUGCCUCACCGUGCCUUCUCAGUGCUGCAUGCGGGAGCGACAACCACAAGCCCGUUCGCUAAGACGCCCAGCGGCACUCCUCCUCGGUUAGUGUUCACAUUCACCGGCCAAGGUGCACAAUGGCCGCGCAUGGGAGCAGAGCUUUUAGCCUCAAACGCCUACUCUACCUUUGCGAAGAGCAUCAAACGCAUGGACAAGGCUUUGAGCCUCUUGUCAGGCGGACCCUCAUGGUCCGUUGCCGACGAGCUGUCGAAAGCGCCGGAAGAGAGCAACGUGAACCAGGCCGCGUACUCGCAGCCGUUGUGCACGGCCGUGCAGAUAGCGCUGGUGGACAUGUUGUCUGAGUACAACGUGCAGCCAUACGCAGUCGUUGGCCAUUCGUCCGGCGAGUUGGCCGCAGCCUAUGCGGCAGGGAGACUGACCAGUCAAGAAGCCAUCAUUGCUGCGUACUACCGCGGCGUGGUCUCGGAGUCUGUCCAGAAAAAAGGUGCGAUGGCGGCGCUCGGCCUGUCGCGUGAGAAGAUCGAGCCUCUAUUGGUGGACGGGGCUGUUAUAGCCUGCGAGAACUCGCCGUCAAACGUGACCAUUUCGGGUGAUCAGGAUCGUGUGGACGACGUGCUGGCCAGAAUAAAGACAGAGGAUCCCGCUGCGUUUGCCAGAGUGCUGAAGGUCGACAAGGCGUAUCAUUCUUACCACAUGGAGGAGGUGGGCGAGACGUACGAGUCGCUGAUUGCGCCGCAUUUGGAGGUGAAGAUGUAUGGCUCUGCUCUUACGAAUGGCCAUAAAACCAAUGGUAUGAACGGUACCAAUGGAAACAAUGGAAUCAAUGGGACCAAACAACACCACCUCCAACAAGAUGAUAGCGUUCAACCUCUUAUGGCAUCUAGUGUCACUGGUAAGCCGCUGCCAACGUCCGACAAGACAGAUGCAAAGUACUGGCGCACCAACCUCGAGUCGCCCGUCUUAUUCCGCAAGGCUGUCGAGAGCAUCGUCGGUCAUGCAGGCAAGGAUAAGGAGGCAGGCGGCCCGCUCGUCUUCCUCGAGUUGGGUCCCCAUUCAGCACUCGCAGGUCCUUUGCGUCAGACACUGGCUCAGACGCCCAUCAGCAGCUCGCCUUACACAAGUUGCCUGGUCCGCAGCAAGCACGCAACCGAGACGUUCCUCACAUCACUGGGCUACCUCUGGCAACAAAACUACCCCAUCAACUUUGACAGGCUACUCAACCCGUCAGGAUCGCUUCAAGUCGUCCCUGACUUGCCGACGUACCCAUGGCAGCACGAUCACUCGUACCUACUUAAGUCGCGCCUCAUGGACAGGUGGAAGUCCCCGGCCGCCAAGAAGCACGAGCUGCUCGGCAUACGAGUGGCAGAGAGCACCGACACCGAGCCGCUAUGGCGAAACGUGCUUCACCUGUCCAGCGUGCCGUGGCUGCGGGACCACAAGGUCAAAGGCGACAUCAUCUUCCCUUGUGCGGGCUACGUCGGUAUGGCAGGCGAAGCUGUGCGACAGAUGGCGGCUGCAGGCGUCGACGAUGCCGAGUUUGCAGGCUUCAGCGUCCGAGGGGUUGUCAUCGAUGCUGCAAUGCUUCUACAUGAGAACAAGUCCACCGAGGUUCUCACGACGCUGACCAGGCAUCGACUCACAGAUACGCUGGACAGUGAGCGGUGGGAGUUUGUCAUCAGUUCGCACAACGGUGCAGCGUGGACUAAGCACUGUACCGGGCAUGUUUCCGCCAUCUCUCGACGACCAUCGAGUGGUGAUGUUGCUGUCUUGCCAGAGAAACUGCCCCGGCAUGUCCAUGCCUCCAGGUGGUAUAUGGAUAUGGACCGCGUAGGUGGCAACUACGGUCAUUUCUUCCAAGGGUUGACUGAUAUCACCGCCGCUACAACGGACAACAGAGCGCUGGCAACGGCUAUCCAGACGACGUGGGAUGAGGAGGAGUUCUACGCCGUUCAUCCCACUCAGAUCGACUCUUUCUUGCAGCUGGUGCAAGCGGCGGCCGUCCGAGGCGUGGGUCACACGUUGCGGACGAUGGUGGUGCCCACGUAUAUUGAGCAGAUGGACGUGUUUGCCUCGACCUCUGAUCCGGGAGCAUCGUCGCCGCUGGUGCAGGCCGUGAAAUCCACAACAACUCCCCAUGGGUCCGUCACUGGUGGCGGUACAGGCCAUUUCCCGGCGGGACAACUUGGCCUCGAUGUCCGGGGCAUCAAGAUGAGUCCUCUGGCUGGCGACGUUACGGAAGAAACCCCAAACCCGCAUGCCGCAGCGCGCAUGCACUGGUGUGAGGACGUCGACUUUGCCAGCAUGGCUUCCAUGGUUCUUCCCAACGAGGAUCAGAUGGCCUACACAGACGACUUGCGUGAGUUGACGUCGCUGUGCAUCCGCGAGUCCCUUCGAGUGCUUAAUAGCCAAGAGCGGUCGGUCGAUCCACCCGGUCGGCAUCUGCAAAGGUUCUUGGAAUGGAUGCAAGCCCAGCCAGCAGCGUCAACAGAGAUGCAGAACGGCCAUGGCACAGCUCGUAUGGGUGCCUUGUUCACCAGAUUGCUCGGAACAGAUCUAGACUGCUUCGCCGUGGCGCUCAAACAGGUCCUGGACAACAUCCUCCCGCUCCUCCGCGGUGAAGUCGAACCACUCGAAGUACUCAUGCAGGAUAACAUCCUCAGCGGCGUCUACAAAGCCUUGAACUGGAGCAAACGCCCGGCCAUAUUCCAGGCCCUCGCCCAUUCCAACCCACAUAUGCGCAUCCUGGAGAUCGGUGCCGGCACAGGCGGGACCACAGAGAUCGUCCUCAACGCCAUCCACGACUCCGCGGCCCAGCACAGGACGUACGCAAGUUACACCUACACGGACAUCUCCGCAGGAUUCUUCCAGACGGCCGGAGAGCGCUUUAAAAAGCACGCUUCCACCAUGGACUUCCGCGUCCUGGACAUCACUCAUGACCCAAUCGAGCAAGGAUUCGAACCGCACAGCUUCGACCUCAUCAUCGCUUCGAACGUCCUCCACGCUACACCCUCUUUGAGUUCCACGCUUCGCAACGUCCACAGGCUCCUAUCCAACGAGGGUCGACUUUAUCUCGAGGAGUUGACCACAGAGACAAAAGCAUGGAACUACAUCAUGGGCAUCCUACCCGGAUGGUGGCUCGGCGAGGCAGAAGGACGCGUGGAUGAACCGUACGUCACCCCCGAGCGAUGGGACAAAGAACUGAAGAUCGCUGGUUUCGAAGGCGUGGAUGACUACGUACUCGAUUGCCCAGCUGGCAAACACAGUAAUGCGUUUAUGCUGGCGCGGCCUGAUUACGUGGACACUGGCAAGAAGAAGACCGUGACGAUUGUCCUUGACGAGGCGUCGAGGGAGCUGGCUGAGACCAUCCUGCAAGAGUACCUUGUUUCGCAAAACUACGAGGUGACGCUGCAUGACUUCGACGACAAAGCCGGGCUUCCCUCGAUGCAAGGCGGAGGAGAUCUGGUCUGCGUAAUGGACAUGUCGUCGACGCGACGACCGCUCCUGGAUGACAUCUCCCCCUCGCGACUCCGUUCAUUCCAGGACCUAAUGUCUGCGGCGUCCAGCUCGAGCACAGGUGCAGGUGUCCUCUGGCUCACGCGGCCUUCUCAACUAGAGACCGAGGGCGAGCUGUGCUCGGAUCCCCGAUGGGGUUUGAUCCAAGGCGCGGCACGCGUGAUCCGCUCGGAACUUGCUCUCGACCUGGCCACUUGCGAGGUCGAGACUAUCGAUGAGCAGACUCUGCCCAUAGUUGAGGGCGUGCUUGCAAAGUUCAUGCGAAGAAGAGAAAGCCGUGAUGACUCCAUUGGUCCAGAGUACGAGUUCGCCAUCAGUCGCGAUGGCAAGGUGUACAUCCCCCGGAUCUACCCUUUCCACCUCGGCGACGAGCUCAAGAACGUUGCCGCGGCUGCACUGACUGCUGCUGCCGCUGAUGAUGGUGCAGUUCAGAGCUCCAGGUUAGAGAUCGAGAAGCCCGGCCGCUUGAACACGCUGCGGUGGGUGACACAACCUUCGAGCACACUGACACUCGCCGAGGACGAGCUCCUCAUCGAGCCCAAGGCUGUGGGCAUGAACUUCAGAGACGUCCUCAGCGUAAUGGGCAUCAUCGAGGUCGAUGUCCUAGGCCUUGAGCACGCCGGCGUCGUACGAGCCGUGGGUGGCCCCGGCGGCGAUGUGCAAGUCGGGGAUCGGGUCAUGGUCAUGGGCGGCUACGGCUUCUCGACCAUCUCCAAGGUGACGCGGGACCAAUGCGUUACAAUCCCCGAUGCACUCAGCUUCACCGACGCAGCGACGAUGGGGACCGUGUUCGCGACGGUCAUCUACUCUCUUCUUGACGUUGGAAGGCUACGUGCCGGCCAGUCUCUGUUGAUUCACUCUGCCUGUGGAGGCGUCGGUCUCGCAGCGCUACAGAUUGCACGUAUGGCCGGUAUUGAGGAAAUCUACUGCACCGUCUCGGUGGAGGCCAAGCGACACCACCUCGAGACGGUAUGCGGCAUCCCGUCUGAUCGUAUCUUCAACUCACGCGACGCCUCAUUUCUCCCAGAGAUCCAACGCGCUACGCACGGCCGUGGCGUCGACGUUGUUUUGAACUCACUCUCUGGCGAGCUGCUGCACACGUCGUGGGACUGCGUUGCUGAGUUCGGCACCAUGAUCGAGAUCGGGAAGCGGGAUCUUAUCGGUCAUGGAAAACUGGCGCUGCAUCCCUUCCUGCUCAACAGGAGCUACCAAUGCGUAGACCUCGAUCAUCUCAUGCGGCGCCGGCCGUCUGAGGGCCAUCGGCUGCUGAAGCUGGUCGUGCAGUACUACCGGGAGGGCCACAUACAGCCUAUCAAUCCCGUCACUGUGUACAAUGCAGAUGAUAUCGGAGACUGUUUCUUGUACAUGCAGAAGGGUCAGCAUAUUGGCAAGAUCGUUGUAAGCAUGGAGAGCAAUGACGGCAAGGGACCAAAGGCGUCCACUGCAACCAAGCAACACAACUACCGUUUCAAUCCAGCUGCAUCAUACCUCCUCGUUGGCGGCCUAGGUGGUCUCGGUAGAGCCGUGUCCAGCUGGAUGGUCGAAAACGGCGCAAGACACCUCAUCUACCUAUCUCGUUCCGCCGGCGAGACCGAGUCCGACAAGGGUUUCUUCGAGGAACUGCGUAGCCAAGAGUGCACCGUAACGGGGAUCAAAGGAGAUGUCACGGAGCUUGCUGACGUCCAAAGAGCCGUCACAGAAGCAGCCUCAGUUAGCGUACCACUAAAGGGCGUGAUCAACAUGUCCAUGGUCCUCCGCGACCACAACUUCGGCACGAUGCCCCACGAAGCUUGGACGGAAGCAGUGGCACCCAAAGUCCGUGGAACGCUCAACCUUCACGAAGCCACCAGCUCGCUCCCAUUGGACUUCUUCCUCCUUUUCAGCUCCGCAUCCGGAACAUUCGGUCAGCGAGGGCAGGCCAACUACGCAGCGGCCAACACGUUCCUUGACGCGUUUGUCAGACACCGGCACCGCCAGAACCUGCCUGCGCAGUCCAUCAACAUCGGCAUCAUGCUGGAUCACGGAUACGUCGCUGAUAACGUGGCGCUGCGCGAACGGCUGCUCGCCCGAGGAAACUACGGAAUCCGCAUAACUCAGCUCCUUGACGCUCUCUCCGCCGUCCUGAGUGCUCCGCCAUCAUCGUCGUCGCCCUCAUCAACAAGCCAACUCAUCCUCGGCGCAGGGUCUACCUUGCCGCUCUCCGAUCCUACAAACCGCGUCAUGUUCAAGACUGACCGACGUAUGGCGAGUUACUGGAAUGACGAGAACGAUGCCAGUGGCAAUGCGACCAAGACUGGGGACUCAGCACAUGGUAGCAAACUCGCUGCCUUCAUCGCGCAGGCCACCACGUACGGCGAUCUCUCGGCCCUCAAUGGCCCCGACGCACCCGCAUUCGUGGCCCACCAGAUUGGCGCACAGCUACUGACCCUUCUUCUGCGGCCCAUGGACGAUGACAGCGUGAUUGAUGUCUCGAGGUCGCCGCAGGAGCUGGGACUGGAUAGUCUGGUGGCGAUCGAGCUGAGAGCGUGGUGGAAGGCGACCUUACAGUUCGAUGUGAGUGUACUAGAGAUGCUGGGUAUGCCAAGUCUGAUGGCGAUGGGCCAGCGGGCUGUGGAGGGGUUGAAGGCGAGAGUGGAGGCUGAGGGCGAUGUUGCAGAUGGAACGGAGGGGACGGUGAAUGGUGUCGAUCCCAGGAUUGAGCUGUUGAAGAUGCCUUGA